This is a messenger RNA of Anarrhichthys ocellatus (wolf-eel), 1581 nucleotides long. RefSeq names its product proteasome 20S subunit alpha 2a (gene psma2a). Bases 39 to 743 code for a protein of 234 amino acids. Gene Ontology annotation, cellular component: proteasome core complex; proteasome core complex, alpha-subunit complex. Gene Ontology annotation, biological process: ubiquitin-dependent protein catabolic process. NCBI's taxonomy places the organism in Eukaryota, Metazoa, Chordata, Actinopteri, Perciformes, Anarhichadidae. The record is from RefSeq and is a predicted model, not a curated record. The transcript is spliced from 8 exons.
CUUCUUCAGUCAACACAGAGUAGAAGAAGAAGAAGAAAAUGGCGGAACGAGGCUACAGUUUCUCCCUCACCACAUUUAGCCCUUCUGGCAAACUGGUCCAGAUUGAAUAUGCGCUGGCAGCUGUAGCAGCCGGAGCUCCUUCAGUCGGCAUCAAAGCUUCCAAUGGAGUUGUCCUGGCAACAGAGAAGAAACAAAAGUCCAUUCUGUACGAUGAGCAGAGCGUCCAUAAAGUGGAGCCCAUCACCAAACACAUAGGCAUGGUCUACAGCGGCAUGGGGCCCGACUACAGGGUUUUAGUGCGACGAGCCCGGAAGUUGGCCCAACAGUACUUCCUGGUUUACCAGGAGCCAAUCCCCACAGGUCAGCUUGUCCAGAGAGUGGCCUCUGUAAUGCAGGAGUACACACAGUCUGGUGGGGUGCGUCCGUUUGGUGUUUCAUUGCUGAUAGCUGGAUGGGAUGAAGACCACCCCUACCUGUUCCAGUCAGACCCCUCUGGCGCAUACUUUGCAUGGAAAGCCACCGCCAUGGGAAAGAACUACGUUAAUGGAAAAACAUUCCUUGAAAAAAGGUACAACAACGAUCUGGAGUUGGAAGAUGCCAUCCACACAGCCAUCUUGACAUUGAAGGAGAGUUUUGAGGGUCAGAUGACGGAGGAGAACAUUGAGGUGGGGAUCUGUAACGAGGCCGGCUUCAAAAGACUCACCCCAGCGGAGGUGAAGGACUACCUGGCAGCCAUCGCGUGAACAUGACCUCCCUGAUGACGGGGCUCUCUGGCCACAUUUCAAGACGUAACAGCACAGUAGCCAACAGUGUCACGUUAUUGUAGACCAGUUAUUCAGAGAGUUUGGCCGCAUUGUGUUUCUGUCCUGAAAACAUGAGCGGCUAUAACUUCACUAUAAUCCAAAUUAUUAAUUAAUUAAAUUAUGAGCUGGUAGAAUCAGACCUCCUGUUUAGGAUUAUGCCCAGACCUAAUUUACUUGAAAUGACAUCCUUUUGUGUGCAUGUGCACAGCUCAUGUGGUGUCCACUCACAACUGAACUGACCAAACUCCGUUAGUUGCUGUGAGAUGGCAAACUCAUUUUUAUCACAUAAGUAAUUGACUUUGUUGUCAAACACAUGUGACGUGUGGCAGUUGGCUGCUGUGCAUAUGAACAGGAAUGUGGCCUCUGAUGAGUGAAAUCUCAAGUCUUUCAUUGAAUCCUUCAAUUUUCCUAUUUCUCAUUACUGUUGCAAAGGCAAUGCUAUCGGAUUACAAAUCGACCACUGUUGCUUUACGCAUGUAUUCAAAAUAUGAUUACUUGUAACCGUUGUGACAAAUGCCCUUUGGAUGAACACAAAUGAAAACAUUAACAUGGUAAUGAGGCUAACAGUUAUUUCAUUAGUAUCUCUCAAACACUAGUAAUUAUCAUCAAUAAAAGGGAGGAGGCAAUGGAAAGCUUUGUGAUUUUACAGUUAGGAUCUGGUUGCCUGUACAGCAGUUUUACACAAUGUACUUUUUUUCAGGCUAGAAACAAUUCUAGAGUUUGUAUUUUCUCUUCUGGUAUCUGUCACUUAUUCAAAUAAAAGAUGAGCUGAUAUUGA